Molecule: messenger RNA, 5308 nt
Organism: Linum trigynum
Lineage: Eukaryota; Viridiplantae; Streptophyta; Magnoliopsida; Malpighiales; Linaceae
Source: the annotation of a GenBank genome assembly
AAGUGAAUGUUAUUUUGUGGAUAAUAAUUAAUUCAAUUUUAUAUGCAUACAAAUUAUAGAAACCUCCAUGAACACUUAUUAAAACGAUAUUUUACCUUUUUCACUAAUGCAAUUCAAAUUUCUUUCCUUUUUCUGAGUAUAUGAAGAUGAACACCCAUGAACCAGUUAUAGAUGCAUAACCUUGAAAUUAUGAAGGCUUUAUAAUCAAAUCUCAAACUUUUGGAUCGCUCUAACGGUUGAUAUUGAAAUGACAUUUUUAAUCACAUAUGUUAUAUGACUAACCAACAUAGUAUAUUUAGUACCACCAUGAUCUAUUUUUAUACUAUAAGUUACAUGUCAUCUCGAUUAGCGUGUUUUAUUCUAAAAUAUAUUAAAGGAGAUGUCAUUUUAUAAAACAUAAAACUUUGAAGUUCAAGUCAAAGUGAAUGAGAUAUAAUUUAUUAAAAUUAAAUAAAAAGUAGUUAUACACAAAAUUUGAAUCAUACACUUAAUUUGCUAUCACCCAAAUUCACAACAAUUGCUUUGUGUUACCCAAAAGAUUUGAAAAAUAUUUUCUUACAUGUUUCGUAUUUGGACUCCUUUCGUUUUCCUUUAAAACCUCAUUUCUCUGUAAAAACACUACCUACAAGUAUAUGUAUUUUGACUUCGAUCAAGCCGAAGUCAUACGCAAAUUCGCUAACAUUUUGUUUGCCACCUCUAUUUUGUUUCCACUUCAUUGUUAGGGUGGAACUCAUAUGAACAACCUAGACCGCCACGUUUUACGUAUAUGCCUAUAUGUAAAAUUGCUCAAAUAGUUGUCCCAAAUUUAUUUGGAUAGCUGAUUGAGUUGGGUAUUCACAAUCUCUCCUCUUCAUUCAAUUAUAAAUUGCAAAGGGUAAAUUGCAAGUUUGGACACUGAAAGUGCUAAAAAAUUCACGUUUGGUCACUUAAAGUGGUUAAAUGUUUCACGUUUGGUCACUCUCCGUUAGUUUCCGCUAAGUUUAUCUCAUGUUAUGGUCAACUCUAAUAGUUGACCGUUAAAUCAGUGACAUGACAAUUAAAAUAUAUAAAAAAUUAUUUUUCACCUCAUCACUACAUUUAUUAAAAAUAGAAAGAUAUAAUUCUUUUAAUUUUCCUCCACCCACGUUUCGGCAUCAUUAUCUCAUCCUCCCCUGUCCACCUCUGCCGCCUCUCACCGGGACCACCCAUCAAGCGUUUGCAGCUCCGACGAAGGCUGGGCGAGGCCGAGCAAAAUAUAAUUAGUUGCAGGUCCCGUACCCCAUCAACAGUGGUGGGGGAUGCUUCAGUUCAGCUCCAUUGUUGGAUUCUCCACCGGCCCAUGGUCGAAUCGUCAAUUAAGAGGAGGGUGCAGACCAUGUAGAUGUGAGGGGAGAGGGAAGAGCGGCUAAAUUAGGGGUUUUAAGGUAAAAAUUGGGGAUUUUAAAUUUUCUGGUAGCGAUGACCCAAAAACAAACAACUUUGGUAAACAUGUAUUCUUCUUCUUUUUCAACGUCCUCCUCAUCCAUUUGUCUGCACUCGAAGCUCCAGCUCCUCGCCGCGUCUGCCGCUUCUUUUCUCGGUCGCGUUGAAUCCAUGGGCAGUUUCUCAGCGUUCUUCCACCCAUGAGCUGGAAAUCAGGUAAGUAGGACAUGGUGGCAGAGGAGGAUGGAGAUGGAGGCGGCCGACGCAAAGGUUCAUGAAUCGGGAUCGACGAGUUUGUGAUGGGGGCGAAGAAGAAAUACUCGGGUUCUUCGUGGCCGCCGCAUUGGACGAAAAGCUUUUGGGCGAGAACGAAGUAGAGCGGGAUGGUGGAGUUUGGAGGAAGAGGAGGCGAGGGCUGCGAACUCCAAUUCCAGUUUUUGAAUCGAAGGGAAAUUCCAAAGACCUAGUGACACGACGGCGACAAUGCUAGGUCAUUGAUAAUUGGUGGGUGGUGGAGACAAAUUUCAAAAAUUAUGUCCUUCUAUUUUUUAUAAUUGUAUUGAUGAGAUGGAAAACUAAAAUUAAUUUUUAUUAUAUUUUAAUCGCCAUGUCACGUAAUUUAACGGUCAACUAUCAGAGUUGACUGCCACAUCAGAUAAAUUUAACGGUGACUAACGGAGAGAGUGACCAAACGUGAAUGUUUAACCACUCCUAGUGACCACGAAUGGAAUAAAAUACUUUUAGUGACUAAACGUGAAUUUUUUAGCACUUCUAGUGACCAACCUUGCAGUUUACCCAAAUUGUAAAGUUUCUCAUUUUCCAAUUAGAGUUCAUCAAUUAUUCUAUAUUUACCUCUAAGUUAAGCCAAAGUAUAUUGUAAGAUGUUAUUAGAAUAUCUAUGAAGCAACUAUUUGCAUGAUGUGAUGAGAAAACUCGAGCCUCUGUAGCUCUGUUGAUAAUUGGUAGUGUAGCUAUAAGGAGUAUAUGUUGUUUGUGUUGGCUACAAGUUGACCCAAGAAUUUUAUAUAGGGGUGGCUUCUUUCAAAAAAUAAAGUAAAAUAAAAAUUAAUUAAUUGAUAAAAAUUAAAUAAUUAUUAAAUAAGACAAUACCCUACUCGUACAAGUUAAAAAAAAUUCAAUGAUGUAUUUUCCAUUCUAAAAAAAAUAUAAAAUACACUCGGUGUCUACACUGCUCAACAAAUUUGUCUCGGUAUAUCCUACUAGACAAUCAUUCAUGAACUGAUGCAUAUUUGACUUCUAAAUUUGUUCUUGAUGUAACUCAAAGCCGAAAAGACACUUUCAACACAUGUCGUACAAUCAUAAAAUCAAUACAAAUUAAGGGUAGCUUGUAAUUAGAUUAAUUAUUAGGUUUUGAAAAUAAUUAAGAUAGAGAAUAGGGUUUGCUAUUACACAGUGUUUAGAAUAGAACAACAAAAAAGUUGUAGCCAAUGGAAAUUAUAUUUAUUAAUAAUAGUAGUGUCCCGGGUUUGAAUUACCCAAACAACCACUUAUAUUCCCAUACGCUACAAACGAGAGUAGGAUAAUCGUUCUUUCAAAUUUCAGGGUGUCCCGGACUAUUAAUUAUAAUUUUUUUGUCCAUACAUAAAUUACCACCGAGGGUUGGAUAAUCGAUUUUUCCAAAAUUUAGAGGUGUCCCGGGACACCCCUAAAUACCCAUGGGUCCGCCCCUGGCUACAAUACUAUGACAACUUGACCUAUAAAUUGAGUCAAAUUGAUGCCUACUUUACAAUGGUGGUUAUAUAUUGUAGUGCAAUUACUCACUAAGUUAGGUUUGGUUAGUGGUAAUUAGUGAAUGAAAUUUUAUACAUUUGAUUGAGUAUUAUGAGACAUCAUUCCAAUACUUAAGUUUCCUUAUUACAAUUCCUUUCAUUUUAAGAUACAAUAGUGUCUACUAUGUAAUUCCGAAGCUUUUAGGUGAAGCCACGAGCUAGCUAUUGUACUACUCAUAUGACACAUAUCUUUAUCGUUAGUGUUUACUGUAAUCUCAAGUAUAUUUUGAUAUUUAUAUGGAGAACUAUCUUCUCGGAAAUGUAUUAUUCUCAGUUCAAUGUUGCUCUCCCAUAGAAAUGAGCAAGUGAAAAGUGAUCUAGUAUAUGUCGUUUCGUGCACUUCCAAAAUUGUCAAAACAAUUGAUACAUUGCACAAUAUUUGUGAGAUCUAGGUAACACAAUCUAUAUUUUUGUAAGUUUACAUACUUUUUCCAUACCAUAUAUAAAUUUUCUUUUAUUGUUUGUGUCUGAGUGAUUGGUGUAUGCUCUUUGUAGUGAAAUCUAAAUUUUGGAGAGGAUAAUGAAGAAGGCAGCCAUCGACAAAAGAAGGGAAGAAAAUUUAUCAUUUGUAAUCCAUUCAAUGCGUGCAAUCUCUUUUCUGUCAAGAUGCCCCCCAAUUUGUAUUCGAAUUCCUUUUGUAUUCUUUGGACAGUGGUUCUGAGUACGAUUUGGAAGGAAAGAUGUAGGAGGUGUUAUGGUGUUGAGUAAGAAUGCCAGCUCAUUUAAUAGCCCAAAUACGUUCAGAAGUUAGAUGGUAUACGGAUAGUAAAGUACAGUUACAAGGCGUGCUUAGUUGAUAGUUCUGUUUUUCAUUUCAUAUUGUUAAACGGUCUAUGUAAGUACUUUCUGAGAGGACCUUAGUUUAAAAGGGAGUCUGGAUCUUAAUGAUACUUUUGAUUAACCAUAAAAAAAUUCCUUUUGUAUUUGUAUGUUCAGUUAAUUCAAUAACUUUUUUCAUUGCUUUGAGAAAUGAAACUUUAUUUGUUAAUUGUUCCGCUAUAAAUUCUGCAAGAAUAUUAGGGUGCCUUUAAGGAUUUUCGGUUCUUGUAAUAGGAAUGUUGAUCUUUUGGUUAAUUUUUGAAUCUCUAUACGUGAAAUUUCCUCAAACUAUAAAAAAUUUCAUAUAUUUUGUACAUAAUUCUUGAUACAGUUUCUUAUAUUUUGAUCUUCCUGUAGACUUCCAGAAUAAUUUUUUGGUUGUGCAAACUAAAGAGAAUGAUGACCUUGAGUUGUGCCAAGUCUAAAUCCAAGUGGAUUUAUUUUUUGUCCCAUAAUCCUCACUAUAUAUAAAAAUCACGAAAUGUUUUUUUUUACCUACCUGCUUUGUUAAGCAUAAAUUUUUAUGUUGUUUUUUCAUUAUGAUAAGAUUAUAAUAGAUUUCUAACUAUCUCCUUUUAUAUAUUUCAUAGAAAGAUUUGUUUAUCAGUCCAAUACGUAUAUGAAAACUUAGCCUUUUUAUAGCAAAACUCCAUCCUCGAGCUCGAGCUUUUAAUUUUUUUUUUAUAGUACUACCCUCAUUAACUUCGACUUUAGUAAUAACUAAAUCGUCUUCCUUAAAAUCCUUAUUGAUUACCAUUGGGUGCGACAGUAUUUUUGGGAAGAUGUUCAACAGUUCUUAGGGGGAAGCUCACGUACGUGCGGCGUUCCAGACUGGUGGUUGUCCUGCCCAACAGCACGCCCAGUUCCCUUUUUUCCAGGAAUAGCCAAAAGCGUUCCCAAAUUUGCCAAUGCUUUUGUCGAUGCUUCCCCAAAAUUGGAGCUGGUCGGCGGUCGCCAUUUAAUCCACCCCGCUGGUAGUGAUGUCAAUUUGAACCCGCCCGCGGGUAUUACCCGACCUGAUCCGCGAUGAGGCGGGUAUUACCCGACACGCACUAGCGUGGUGCGGAGCAUGGUUAUCUACUUCCGACCCGUCCUGCCCUUCUUGUCCCAUUCUUGACCAAUUCUGUCUCAAUUGCUUAUCGUAUCUAUUCAUAUUUCUCCCAUUUUGACUAUUCUUCAACUUGUUAGACUCGGUCUUUCAACUAGUUAGACUUAAUUACUCAUUAUAUUAUGAUUAUCAUUAUUUUUCUUUCAUAAGUGUAUUCCACUUCGUUUUAUUAUAAACAGUAACAAUUUAC